AGGUGACAGGAGGAGGCUCCGGGAGUGCGCGGGCCGCGGCAGGCGCGGUCCCGGGAGCCCGUGGCCGGCUCAGGCAGCCUCCCACGAAGCGGCAUGGCGGGCUGGUGGCGGGCGCUGGCGCGCGCGGCCAGACGCUACCCGUGGCCCACGAACGUGCUGCUCUACGCGGCGCUCUUCUCCGCGGGCGACGCGCUGCAGCAGCGCCUGCGGGGCGGCCCGGCCGACUGGCGGCAGACCCGGCAGGUGGGCACCGUGGUGGUGGCCUUCCACGCCAACUUCAACUACGUGUGGCAGCGCCUGCUGGAGCGCGCGCUGCCGGGCCGCACGCCACGCGCCGUCCUGGCCAAGGUGCUGUGUGACCAGGUGGUCGGUGCGCCAGUAGCGGUUUCGGCCUUCUACACCGGUAUGAGUAUUCUCCAGGGAAAGGAUGACAUAUUUUUGGAUCUGAAACAGAAAUUCUGGAAUACAUAUAAGAGCGGUCUGAUGUACUGGCCUUUCGUACAGCUGACCAACUUUAGCCUUGUUCCUAUUCACUGGAGAACAGCUUACACGGGACUUUAUGGUUUUCUGUGGGCCACCUUCCUUUGCUAUUCACAGCAGAGUGGUGAUGGCACAUUGACGUCAGCUUUCACCUUCCUUCAUUUAAAGGAGGCCAAUGCAGUUGAAAGGCCCCCAGAGAAAUGAAAUGUCAGGGACUCCCUGAAAGUGACAAAUUUUUUUCUUAAAUGUGAAAAGUUGCUUGCCAAUGAAAUACUCUACUUGCCAGAUAUGAGCUCCAUUUGGAAGAAUUACUGUUCCAUAGACCAACUUGUUUCUUAAUUAUCAAUCAGUACUUUAAAUUUUAUCCAAACUUUUUUUCCCCAUUUUUGUCAGAAAGUAUUACUUCUCUAAUAUUUGCACUUCUUUAAUACUUUAGUUAAUACCAAUAAGAGUGCCAAAAUGGCAUUUUAUAAUUAUUACUAUUUCUAUCUUAAUAUUUUAAUGCCAUUUAAUUAUAUUUAAUGCAUUUAGUUAUUAAUGCCAUUUAGGGAACCAUUAUUGAUUGUAUACUCGUACAUCUCUCUUCUAACAUCUCAGGUUAUUCCUAAACACUUUUGGAUCAGAUUAUCUUUUAUACCAAAAAUAGUUCUUACAGUAAAUUUCUAUUUACAUAGAACUCAAUCAAGGACAAGAUUGAAUAAUCAGAUCCUCCCCUCCAAAAAAUACUAUAAUUAUUUUAUGCUGAUACUAAAGUUCUGUAAGUAUAUUUUAAAUCAUUAAAAAAAAAACAGUGUGUGAUUGGUGUGUCCUGUAUAGACUAAUUUCAUUGAUGUUUUCUUCUAUUUUUGUAAUUUCUAAAUUAAGUACUUUUUAGUUAAUGGUUUUUAGUUUUCAGCAUGUUCAGUACCCCACUUCCCAGACAUAUGAAGUAUACAAAAUAUUUCACUUCCUAAAGAAACAUAUUGAUUGAAGUUUCUGAAAAAAAAUGAACAAUUUUUCUUCCUAUGGAAGGAAGAACUCUAUUCCAUAGGUUUCCAGGGAAAAUAGUAACCCCAAGUUUCACACUGAUGUUGUAUUUUUAAAAAUCAGUGUUUUAAACUAAAUCUUUAUAGUAAUCUUUAAGGUAGACAUGAGAAACUUAAUACAGUCUUUCAGAUUUACUUAGUUUGUCUCACCUGAAAACCA
This is a messenger RNA of Rhinolophus ferrumequinum (greater horseshoe bat), 1665 nucleotides long. It is a transcript of the gene MPV17L, whose product is annotated as MPV17 mitochondrial inner membrane protein like. The coding region runs from base 94 to 684 and encodes 196 amino acids. Lineage: Eukaryota; Metazoa; Chordata; Mammalia; Chiroptera; Rhinolophidae. The transcript has 4 exons. The record is from RefSeq and is a predicted model, not a curated record. Gene Ontology annotation, cellular component: cytoplasm; membrane.